AACAACACUAAACACAAUGUACAGAACCCUAAAACAUUUUCCAAGGGUGUACUGUCAGUCAAUAAAAUUUACUCGCUCCAUCAAGUAUGCAUUAACUCACAUAGAAAACAGCAACAAAAACCCUAUAAAACUGCAAAUGGUUAUUCCUUAAAACUCAAUAGUCAAGAUAAUUUAAGUGUGCUUAAGUAUUUGGAGAUGAAAGAGCUUCUCAAAGUUAUACUCUUGUUGAUCGUUUACUUGACGUGCUCAAAGGCUAUGGUACCUUAUCGUGGUUGCGACCUUAUCGGGCUAGCUCCUGGAGGUGGAUUGGGAAAGUACGAGACAACAGAGUCCAAGGAGAAAAUGUAUUCGGGUCGUAAGUUAGUUUCUGGUCCGAGUCGUAGUUCUUGCGGUCACUAAAUGUUUGGAUGGUAACUAGUAAGAUUAAAAAUGAUAAUAAGAUCUUGAUAAUGCCAAUUGUAUUUGGGUAUGUCUAUGUUCAUUUUAAGGGUUAUGAGUAUCAGAGGUUUGUAAUGCGUUACUACCUAAUCAAAUAAAUGGCUUGCGAUUCGCAAUAUAUAUAUAUA
Brassica napus (rape) is the source of this 566-nucleotide messenger RNA. RefSeq lists its product as uncharacterized. The record is from RefSeq and is a predicted model, not a curated record. Lineage: Eukaryota; Viridiplantae; Streptophyta; Magnoliopsida; Brassicales; Brassicaceae. The transcript has a single exon. The annotation marks the transcript as partial.